This is a messenger RNA of Gregarina niphandrodes, 3765 nucleotides long. RefSeq lists its product as hypothetical. Lineage: Eukaryota; Apicomplexa; Conoidasida; Eugregarinorida; Gregarinidae. The record is from RefSeq and is a predicted model, not a curated record. Bases 1 to 3765 code for a protein of 1254 amino acids. The transcript has a single exon.
AUGUGUAAGAACCACGGAAGGCUAGCUCCCGAGUUGAGUUGUGACCCACCGUAUCGUCUGGUGGACGACCGUUGUGAGAAGCGCCAAAUAGGUCCGGCGGAAAUCGGGUGUUUGCCUGGUGAGAAGAAGGAGGGUUAUGCUUGCAUAGGCGCAGAACAUGUUGCUAUGGUCUUAAAGUGUCCGAAAGACUAUACUGCGCAUGAUACCCCUGAGAAGGAAGGAACUUGCGAGCGAAAAUUCGAGUAUAAAGGGGAAUGGAUCAAUGACACGCCGCAUUGUCCAAAUGCCCCGAACCAUUUCCCCACCACCGCCCCCAUAGACCACAACGGUAGCAAGCAGCGAUUCGCGGGUCCCUGGAUGGAAGUCUUCUACGAAAGGAACCGAACCCGGUUGGCGAUUCCCGAGGUGGUUUGCAGUGUGUAUGAUUUCCGAAUUGGUCACUACGAAUGUCCUAAGGAUUCUGUGCCUUUUGAAGAGUGGGUUGCUCGAGGCAACUGGCCAAUAGUGACUUUUCAAACAGGACUUGGCGACCCGAAGUACACGUGUGUGCACCCGCAAAAGUACCCCUGGAGACCCGUGUGCUCCACCUUUAGGGGACGUGCGUUUGUCCGCCCUCUCGUGCCGAUCCGCGACUACUAUUGGAUGGAGCGACCGCCAGGUAUUAUUUGGGCAGGGGGCUCCAAGUUCGUCGAGCUCUACCAGCAAACCGUCCAAGCUCUGCGCCAAAGCCGGGACCGACCAACGACUGAGAUGGAUGAGGCGCGAUGGCGACCUACCCGGAACUCCACGGUUUCCAAACGGCCAACCGAAGAGAAAGACGCACCCCACUCCCUCGGCCAAAUGGCCAAAGGCUACCUCGACGAAGAUGAUGAAUCCGCCAACGGACCCCUAGGCUCCAUGUCUCCGCUCCUUAACCCCUCCAUCGGAGAACGACCAGGGUCCACUCGCCGCCUGUUUGACAACUGGGACCAUGACGACGAGGACGACCACUGGGAUAGGUCUUCUGCCCGCCGGAGACGCCUUGCUUCUGGCGAACUCCGGCGCCCGGGGUCGUCUUUGCCCAACUCCGUUUUGAAGCAGACCCAGGCGAGACUCUAUGGCGACGGGCUGCCGGAGGUGCAGUACGAAGGCGAGAGCGUCGGGCUGUGGUCUAUUGACGACGAGGUCGACCGCGACAUCAUUGAGGACGUGGCCAAGCGGGAGCUGGAUGCGAAGUUGUCUAAGUUCAACCACACAGUUGCCCAGAGCAUGAUUCGGUCCCUCAAGGCCGUGUACCGCAACCUCAUUGAUGGAGAUCUCGACACCGGAAUUGGCGGCGAAGAUUGGGGGACCACAGUGAACGUUGACGUCCGUGAGGGUGGCUCCCGGGAGGGGGACGGAGCGGACACUAUAGAUGUCGAGACUCAGAUCAUGUACGUGGACCCCGACACACAGCAGAAGUUACGUACCGAGUUGACUAUCGCCCUGAGCCUAGCAAAGGAGAACGGGCCGGAAGUUUUGCGAGUAAACCUAACAAACAGUCUGGUCGGCGGUUACGAGGCGUUCAACGGCCCAGGUGGGCGAGGUGACCGGGUUUACUUCCGGCCUCGGCCGAGAGAGCAGGCGGGACAAGCGAAGCCCCCGUCUGCGCGAGUCCGGCUUGACAACUACACUAUGGAGCGACCCGGCCCGGUAGACGAAUUGCCUGACCCUAGUGACUAUGUGGCGGCGGCUAGGUAUACGAACCGGUUGAUCGUGGACAUGUGGAAGGAGUUGCACUGGACGCAUUUAGACAUGGACGACCUAGGGAUAGAUACGUGGAUCCGGUUAAUGAGUCCGAAGCCGCGCGAGGUGGAUGUGGCAUCCCGUUUGUGGUUGUCGUGGGUGCAUGAGGGUUUGAUGAUGCCGAUCUGCACAGAGUACGAGAUGCGGCUGCCGAGACAAAGGUGUCCGGAGAGUUUCCGCAUGGGCACGGACCAGUCGUGUAAGCCGAAGGACUACGGCAGUCCGAUCAUCGAGUGUCCUCCGGAGUUUGUCUUCGAUCCAAUGUCGGUCAUCAAGUUACCGGGAGAACGGUUUCCCGGCCAGGAUGAAGCUUGGGACGCGGGUUUUCGGGGUCUUCCGAGAAAUAGAGGUCUGGUGGGACCGGGGGGACCGCGGCAAGGACUCGGUCCAGAUGGCAAAGAGCGGUCCAGCGGCGCCGACGACCUCGUGAUUCGGAAGCACAACCUUCCCAAGUGCGUAGGGUUCCUUGAUGCGUACACCGAAAACUUUUGUGAGGACCCCGCUUGCUACCCAGACCUCGAGAAUCGUUUGUGUGUGUGCGACAUGAAGAUCGCCAAGGCCGAGCAAUCCCCCUCGAGCUUUGAUUUGAAGAAGGCUUGGGGAAACACGGGAGAGGAACUAUACGACUCUCUCCAGGCUUACAUUAACAAAAGCCCGGACACAUGGUACCCGCUCAUCUCGACCAUGUAUCCCAUGAUGAUAUUCCGAGCGACGUUCCACGAAUUUUAUGACAAUUCCACUCGCGACGCUCGCUUCAAACUUCAACUAUAUAAAGAGAGCCCCGAGUACGGCAUCUUUAGAGCACUCUUCAACCCCAAGGACUACAUUCACUGGGUCAGAACAAAAAGAGACUUCCAAUCGGAAUUCCUGGUGAAUACCGUCGCCGACAGACUCCUUAUAACCAUAAACAGGGCUGCCGUGCCCGCUCAACUACUCGCCAAUCAGGGAGAGGCAUUCGAGUACAAUUACGGCAAUGCAGCCUAUGACCGCAUUUCCGAACGCCGUCGAGAUCUCGACCCUCUCCAGGACGGUAAUCCUCUUGGAAAUAUUCCUGGGCUACAAGCAUCACAAUUGAGAACACUUUCGAGCAGUCGGCGCUCUGAUAGUCAGCUCUCUGAUAGUCAGCGCUCUGAUGGUCAGCGCUCUGAUAGUCAGCUCUCUGAUAGUCAGCUCUCUGAUAGUCAGCUCUCUGAUAGUCAGCUCUCUGAUAGUCAGCUCUCUGAUAGUCAGCUCUCUGAUACUGAUACUAAACGACAAUCUCCAGGUAUUCAUCUGGGCAAGACGUAUUUAAGUACAGAGGACUUUGUCAUCUUAAGAGCAGCGGCUCAGCGGCAGGUAGAGAAGCUGGGACCUGACCAUGAUGUGUCUCACACAGGGGUCCGCGGAGAUGGAGAGAUUGCUGCCUUGAUACGUCACUUAGCAAAUAGAGUUCCGGAAGACGAGUUGCUAGCAGCGUACAACUUAAUUCGUCAGACUGCCAGGCAUGGUUCGAUACCCGAGCAUGCUGACGUAGCCGAGGCUCAGAAGGUGGCACAGCAAAAGAACAUUCUUUCAUACUCCAAGGAAAAGAAAGAUAGAGAUCCACAUGGCGGAGAGUCCUGGAAAGAGACAACAGGCGGCAAACAAAAAAGUCUUGAGACUCAUAUUUUGACACUGAUGGGUCAAAUGGACGGUCCAGAAAUUGGGAAAAGGGAACGCCGAAACCGGGAGCGUCAUCAUAGCGAUACUAAGCAUACUGACACUGACCAUACUGAUACUCACCAUACUGAUACUCACCGUACUGAUACUGACCAUACUGAUACUCACCAUAGUGGUACUCAUGUUCGUGGCGAGGUCGUCAGCAUUUCUGAGGCAGAAGCUAAAACGAGGAAAGCCACACCGAUAGACAUGUUCUGGAGACCCAAUUUGCACCGGUGGAGAACUUCUAUACAGGCUGCCCGCGUCAUCGACACCGAAGGGGGCACUCAUCUCGCGGGCAUUGUGGAGGAUUACUGGCGAUGA